Messenger RNA from Grammomys surdaster, 4252 nucleotides. It is a transcript of the gene Kcnq2, whose product is annotated as potassium voltage-gated channel subfamily Q member 2. Bases 116 to 2674 code for a protein of 852 amino acids. The record is from RefSeq and is a predicted model, not a curated record. The transcript is spliced from 16 exons. Gene Ontology annotation, cellular component: membrane. Gene Ontology annotation, molecular function: voltage-gated potassium channel activity. Lineage: Eukaryota; Metazoa; Chordata; Mammalia; Rodentia; Muridae. Gene Ontology annotation, biological process: potassium ion transport; transmembrane transport.
AGCCGCAGCCGCCUCGGCCAUGCGGCUGCCAGACCGGAGGCCUGGGCUGGGGCCCGCGCCACCCGCCGCGAGCCGCCCCCGCUGAGUCCGCGCCCGAUAGGGCGCCGCAGGCAACAUGGUGCAGAAGUCGCGCAACGGUGGCGUGUACCCCGGCACCAGCGGGGAAAAGAAGCUCAAGGUGGGCUUCGUGGGGCUGGACCCCGGAGCGCCCGACUCCACUCGCGACGGCGCGCUACUCAUCGCGGGCUCCGAGGCCCCCAAGCGCGGCAGCGUUUUGAGCAAGCCGCGGACGGGCGGCGCGGGAGCCGGGAAGCCCCCGAAGCGCAACGCCUUCUACCGCAAGCUGCAGAAUUUCCUCUACAACGUGCUAGAGCGGCCCCGCGGCUGGGCGUUCAUCUACCACGCCUACGUGUUUCUUUUAGUCUUCUCCUGCCUUGUGCUUUCUGUGUUUUCCACCAUCAAGGAGUACGAGAAGAGCUCUGAGGGGGCCCUCUACAUCUUGGAAAUCGUGACCAUCGUGGUAUUCGGUGUUGAGUACUUUGUGAGGAUCUGGGCUGCAGGCUGCUGCUGCCGGUAUCGAGGCUGGAGGGGCAGGCUCAAGUUUGCCAGGAAGCCAUUUUGUGUGAUUGAUAUCAUGGUGCUGAUUGCCUCCAUUGCUGUGCUGGCUGCUGGCUCCCAGGGCAAUGUCUUUGCUACAUCUGCGCUUCGGAGCUUGCGGUUCUUGCAAAUAUUACGGAUGAUCCGUAUGGACCGGAGGGGUGGCACCUGGAAGCUCCUGGGAUCCGUGGUCUACGCUCACAGCAAGGAGCUGGUCACUGCCUGGUACAUUGGCUUCCUCUGCCUCAUCCUGGCCUCGUUUUUGGUGUACUUGGCAGAAAAGGGUGAGAAUGACCACUUCGACACCUACGCGGAUGCACUCUGGUGGGGUCUGAUCACCCUGACGACCAUUGGCUACGGGGACAAGUACCCUCAGACCUGGAACGGGAGGCUGUUGGCAGCGACGUUCACCCUCAUUGGUGUCUCAUUCUUCGCUCUUCCUGCUGGCAUUUUGGGAUCCGGCUUUGCCCUGAAAGUACAAGAGCAGCAUCGGCAAAAACACUUUGAGAAACGGCGGAACCCUGCGGCAGGUCUGAUCCAGUCUGCCUGGAGAUUCUAUGCUACUAACCUCUCACGCACCGACCUGCACUCCACGUGGCAGUACUACGAGCGGACAGUCACUGUCCCCAUGUACAGCUCACAAACUCAAACCUAUGGGGCCUCCAGACUCAUCCCGCCUCUGAACCAGCUGGAGCUGCUGAGGAAUCUCAAGAGCAAAUCUGGACUCACCUUCAGGAAGGAGCCACAGCCAGAGCCAUCACCAAGUCAGAAGGUCAGUUUGAAAGAUCGUGUCUUCUCCAGCCCCCGAGGCGUGGCUGCCAAGGGGAAGGGAUCUCCCCAGGCCCAGACGGUCCGGCGGUCCCCCAGUGCAGAUCAGAGUCUUGAUGACAGCCCAAGCAAGGUGCCCAAGAGCUGGAGCUUUGGUGACCGCAGCCGUGCACGCCAGGCUUUCCGAAUCAAGGGUGCUGCAUCCCGGCAGAACUCAGAAGAAGCAAGCCUCCCUGGGGAGGAUAUUGUGGAGGACAACAAGAGCUGUAACUGCGAGUUUGUGACUGAAGAUCUUACCCCUGGCCUCAAAGUCAGCAUCAGAGCUGUGUGUGUUAUGCGGUUCUUGGUAUCUAAGCGAAAGUUCAAAGAGAGUCUGCGCCCAUAUGACGUGAUGGAUGUCAUUGAACAGUACUCGGCUGGACACUUGGAUAUGUUGUCCCGCAUCAAGAGCCUGCAGUCCAGAGUGGACCAGAUUGUGGGGCGGGGCCCAACAAUAACGGACAAGGACCGCACCAAAGGCCCAGCGGAGACGGAGCUGCCCGAAGACCCCAGCAUGAUGGGACGGCUUGGGAAGGUGGAGAAACAGGUCUUGUCCAUGGAAAAGAAGAUAGAUUUCCUGGUGAGCAUCUAUACACAGAGGAUGGGCAUCCCACCAGCAGAGACAGAGGCCUAUUUUGGGGCCAAGGAGCCUGAGCCGGCACCACCCUACCACAGCCCAGAGGACAGCCGCGACCAUGCAGACAAGCAUGGCUGUAUCAUUAAGAUCGUUCGCUCUACCAGCUCUACGGGCCAGAGGAACUACGCCGCACCCCCAGCUAUCCCCCCUGCCCAGUGUCCUCCAUCCACCUCAUGGCAGCAGAGCCACCAGCGCCAUGGCACCUCCCCUGUGGGAGACCACGGCUCACUGGUACGCAUCCCACCACCCCCUGCACACGAGCGGUCACUGUCUGCCUACGGUGGGGGCAACAGAGCCAGUACCGAGUUCUUGAGGCUGGAGGGCACCCCAGCCUGCAGGCCCUCUGAGGCUGCCCUGCGGGAUAGCGACACGUCCAUCUCCAUCCCUUCGGUGGACCACGAGGAGCUGGAGCGCUCCUUCAGCGGCUUCAGUAUCUCCCAGUCCAAGGAGAACCUGGAUGCCCUGGGCAGCUGUUAUGCAGCUGUGGCGCCGUGCGCCAAGGUCAGGCCUUACAUUGCAGAGGGGGAGUCUGACACAGACUCAGACCUCUGCACACCGUGUGGGCCACCCCCACGCUCUGCCACUGGUGAGGGCCCCUUUGGAGAUGUGGCUUGGGCAGGGCCCAGGAAGUGAGUCUGGGCUGGGCUGCCGGCCCCCACGCCACGCCCACUCUUGUUCAGUUUUAUAACUGGAGUUUCAGGGCCUUUCUUAAAGUGACAAAGUGACAUAGAGUAGUGUGGGUUGUGAGGAUGCUCAUGGGAUCUCGCUCUCAGGGUUCAUGUGGAGUGGAGAUGAGGCAGGGCUCCUUAGCACAUACAGUAACAUUUUAUAGUUCUUCUCCAACCAGGAAAGGGAGGUUGAGGCCGGGCCCUGGAGGCCCUGGGAGCUACCUAUGGCAGCAAAGCUAGCCCUGCCUAGUCUUCUUGGGGGACAUAUUGCCCUGUGAGUGAGGAGGGACAGCGGGAUGGUUAGCACCUGUGAGUGAGGGUGUGGCAAGUACGUGGGCGGUAGUCGUGGAACAGGCCUGUCUACUGCUGAUGGCCAGUCCUGAGGCCUAUGGGUCUCUCAGUUUAGGCUGGUAGCUCAGGGGUAUAGUAGGUUGCUGGAAAUGGCCCACCCCCACAGCUAACUGUUUACCCCUCCAUUCCUGACCGCCCCAGGAAAGCAUUACCAGGCCCACUGUUUGCGUGUGGUUGGGUGAUGCCCCUCACCCCUGAGUAACCUAGCUAGAGAGCUGCCAACGUCUUCCUCCCUCUUCCAGGUUAUGUGGAUCUUUCCAUGGAAGCCAUCCUUAGGUCAUGACCCUUUUCCUGGAGCUGAGGAAGGGGUGAGGCCUUAGGGACCAAUUUGGAGCUUAGAAUUAAUCCUUAGACUCCCCUGACUUCCAUCUCUUAGGGGAAGACUCAACUCGCAGACUUUUCUGAAAGGGUUUCCUCAGCAGGUUCUGGCUGCCUCAUCCCUGGCACUGUAGCUCAGGAGGUAUGAGUUGACACUUCAUGGCCUCUGCUCUUUUCCUGGUGUGGUGCUGGCCUCCAGGCUGCGGCCAGCACUUCAAGAGAACCACCAGAUAAAGCAGACCAGCAUGGUCCUUAGCCAGGGCACCUCCUUGCCUGCUGCCCCCUUGGCUCUACAGAUUCAGGCAGGGCUAAAUGACAUGACGUCUUCAAACUGCCAGCUCUUUCUACACAAGAGCAUGGCCUUUGAGCCUGGUCAAGGAUCCUUCCCACAGAAGCUGGCCAUCCAGUCAUUUAUCCACUAAUAGGUCCCUGGUCUGUGGCCCCUUGGUGUUUGAGGAAUUGGAAACACCUUGUCCUCUACUCUGGUGAGGAGUCAUCUCUGUCCAUCCUGUGAGUGGGCAUCUUGGACCAUCCAACAGUCAGCUUUAGAGGGAGACAAGGUAGAAUAGAGCCCUCAGUUGUGGCCCCAUAAUAUCUGGCCCAGAGGUGCCUGGCAUUGAAUGAUAACAUUUCGGGGCGGGGGCCCCAGAGUCACUUGCCCUCAGCUUUUCUGGUCAGUGAGGGCAAGUACCAUAGAGUUCGUGCCUGAACAGAGCUCUAUCUACUUCUUCCAACCUUUUGAAAAGUGUGGUCUGGCAGGGGUAGAGGCAGCUCGUGGGGGGAACCUGUGUUCAGCAGGAGGUACCCCAGCCCUGAGGAGAGCUUGAGUCAUGUCUCUGCCAGGGACCUGGGUAUUUGGAGAGCUAUGUCUGUU